UCAUUUCGUACAUCAACUGUUCGGGCAUUGUUGCACAUUUGCCUCCAAAAAUGCCUCUCCCUCCCUUCUUCUUCUUCUUCUAGGGUUCGAGGCUCUCGACGAUCGAUCGGGCUCCGGCGCCAAUUGACGGGCUUACAGUUUUGGCAUCAUCAUCAUAUUUGCCUUUGCGAUUGAUUGAUUGCUUGCUGCGAAUGGGUCAAAGACCGAAGAAUAGUCGCUAUCUUUCUUCUUCAUGCUUAUGGGGGAGAGAGAAUCUUGAAUCCCAAUACAUACAGUCCACCGCGCCUUGUGGCGGAGAGAGAAUCCUGAAUCCCCAAUUCGUCUCGUCCUAUUCGAUGCUUCUUCAUGCUUAUGGCGGAGAGAGAAUCUUGAAUCCCAACAUAUAUGGUCCACCGCGCCUUACAAUACAGGAUUUGGUGUAACAGUAAUGGCAAUGGGAAUCAAACUGAGAUGGGCGAUGGAUCCGAUGGGUCAACAAAGGUGGUAAAGGGUGGCUCAGAAUUGCUUGAAUAUUCAGCCAAAGCGGUUGGGCUCUCACUUCUCAACCCCUAUAAGAAUAUUAAGGCUAACUUCAUACAUGAAGUGAACUUUGCAGUUGCGGGCUCUACUGCAUUAUCAGUAGAGAGAAUCUCGUCAAAAGAAGAUUGUGUCUCCAAUUGUUUGAAAAGACUUGAAGACUCCCAAUUCAUGGUUGGAGAGAUAAGAGAAAACAAUUAUAAUUAUGCGGUGCUUCAAGACAAGAGUAUUGAACAAGUAAAGAUUGAUUUUGUGCCCAAGGUUGUACAAGAAAUAGCUAAAAUGGUAAGAAUGAGUAUUUAAAGUCUUUUUCUUUUCUCUUAAUUUUCAUGUUUAUUAUAUAUUUUUUAAAUUUCAUUUUAAAUAAUCAUCUAUUCUUAUUAUAAUUCAACAAUCUGGUUGUAGAGAGUUAUACACUAUAGAGCUACUAGAGUUGUUGUUCUUGGUAACUUU
Diospyros lotus (date-plum) is the source of this 969-nucleotide messenger RNA. RefSeq names its product acetylajmalan esterase-like. The record is from RefSeq and is a predicted model, not a curated record. The transcript has 5 exons. Lineage: Eukaryota; Viridiplantae; Streptophyta; Magnoliopsida; Ericales; Ebenaceae. Bases 385 to 819 code for a protein of 144 amino acids.